AUCACAACCUCCCCGAUCCAGCUCUCACCAACACCAACAUUGGCACAUUGCCGCCUAAUUUAUACAUAUACACGCGCGAGCAGAGAAGGACACACAGAUGGGUGAAGGAGGAGGAAUAGUGGAGAAGGCUCUUAGCAGCCUCGGCAGAGGUUUCGAUUUGACGUCAGAUUUCCGCCUCAACUACUGCAAAGGCAAACGGCGAUUGGUGUUGCUCAACGAACAACACACAAGAGAAUUGCAUGUUCCCGGCUUCGGAGCCUUCAAAGAUGUCUCCGUCGAUAUCAAAUGCGACAAAGGCGACCGAACAAGAUAUCAAUCAGACAUCCUCAACUUCAACCAGAUGUCGGAGUUUUUCAACCAAAAGUCGUCGGUGCUGGGGAAAAUCCCGUCGGGGUUUUUCAAUUCGGUGUUUGGUUUCCAGAGCGGCGCGUGGGCGACCGAUGCGGCCAACACUAAAUUCUUGGGUCUCGACGGUUACUUUAUCAGUCUAUUCAACGUUCGUAUUGAUCGGUUCGCGCUUGUUCUCUCCGACGAAGUCCGGGAGGCGGCGCCGACGUCAUGGGAUCCCUUUGGAAUUGCAAGAUUCAUAGAGAAAUAUGGGACGCACAUAAUUGUGGGGUUGAGCAUUGGGGGCCAAGAUAUAUUGCUUGUUAAGCAAGACAAGUCUUCUGAGUUGGGGCCAUCUGAGCUCAAAAAACACUUGGAUGAGCUUGGAGAUCAGCUUUUUACAGGGACUUGCAAUUUCUCCCCACACUACUCCAAAUCCAAAGAGAAGCCACCGCAGGCUUUCAAUGUCUUCGAUCCACAACCUGUUGCCCACAAUAGCUUCUCAUCUGUCAAUGCAAAAGAUGGAAUCAGUGUAAUAUGUUUCAAGACGGGAGGAGAUCCAUCUGUGAAUAGCCACUGCGAGUGGCUUCAAACGGUUCCAUUAAUGCCGGACGCAAUUCACUAUAGAUUCAUCCCCAUCACGUCUCUACUUAGAGGUGUCCCUGGCGAAGGUCUUUUAUCGCAUGCCAUCAACCUCUAUCUUCGAUAUAAGCCUCCUAUUGCAGAUUUGCAGUACUUUCUAGGCUUCCAAUCGCACAAGAUAUGGGCUCCCAUUCACAAUGACCUGUCACUGGGUCCAGCCACAAAUCGGGCUACUCCAUCAUCCGCCCUCCAAUUCAACUUGAUGGGUCCUAAGCUUUUUGUAAACCCUACUCAGGUCACAGUAGGGAAGAGGCCGGUUACUGGUAUGCGUUUGUACCUUGAGGGCAUGAAAUGCAACAGGUUAGCUAUACAUCUGCAACAUCUAUCAAACACUCCAGCAAUGCUGGAUAAGAAGAUAGAUGAAUCGUCAUUAUGGCGUGGAUCAGAAGAUGUUGGCAACGAUCAAUACUUCGAAGCAAUCCACAAAAAGUUCUCCCAUAUAUGCACAGCGCCGGUUGAAGACGACCCUCGAUGGAGCUCUAGCACUAAAGACGAAAGCUUCAUUGUGACAGGAGCUCAGCUUCAUGUGAAAAAACAUGACUCAAAGAGUGUCCUCCAUCUCAAGCUCUUGUUCUCCAAGGUGUCGGAUUCUUUCAUUGUUCAAUCAACUUGGGCAGAAGGCUCCUCUGGGUUCUCCCAAAAGUCUGGCAUUUUCUCUGCUAUAAGUAUGUCAAUUUCUGGAAACCAAGUGAAAAAGAAGGAUGCAGCUGUCGUGGUGGAUUCCGGUGUGUUUCCGACGGGACCUCCGGUGCCGGUUCAAACACAAAAGCUUCUAAAAUUUGUAGAUAUGUCACAGUUUUGUAAAGGGCCACAAGAUAGUCCUGGACAUUGGUUAGUCACUGGAGCAAGGCUGCAAUGGGAGAAGGGGAAGAUAUGUUUACAUGUCAAGUUCUCCUUGCUAAACAUUGUUCAUGAUGAUACAAGAGAAGUAUGAAAAUAUAGAUAAAAAUUUUCUGCAGGACCCUAAUCACAUUGAUUCGGAUUCAGAUCCUACUGGACAAGGGUGCUAUACAUUUUUGGACCAUCUCCAAAGCCGUUAUGGGUAGCCGAACCACCUGUUGACCAAAAGGGAGUGGUUCACCUAGCGGCUAAUAUGGGCUAGUCGAACUGUUAAAGCAUCAGAUAAUUAAGAUAAUCAAACUCGUAUUUACAUGAUCCUAUGCAAAUACAUCCUAAACAAAUAUAUAAAGAUAAGAACAGUAGUGGUUAAUUAUCAUAGGAAUUGUUUAUCUUCUAAUUGAAGUGUAAUCUCGUCUAGUAGAAGAGUAGUUAUUUUUCGUCAACUGUAUUUAAUCUUAGUAGUUCAAUUUGGAACAAACACCUUGUAAAUCUUUAUAAAUAGAAAUGCAAAUCACAGAACGUGGUAAAGAGAAAAGAACUAUUCUGAAUA
Molecule: messenger RNA, 2359 nt
Organism: Corylus avellana
Lineage: Eukaryota; Viridiplantae; Streptophyta; Magnoliopsida; Fagales; Betulaceae
Product: MAC/Perforin domain-containing protein
Biological process (GO): plant-type hypersensitive response; regulation of salicylic acid mediated signaling pathway
Cellular component (GO): plasma membrane
Source: RefSeq, a predicted model, not a curated record